This is a messenger RNA of Lolium perenne, 4651 nucleotides long. RefSeq lists its product as uncharacterized. Gene Ontology annotation, molecular function: GTPase activator activity. The record is from RefSeq and is a predicted model, not a curated record. NCBI's taxonomy places the organism in Eukaryota, Viridiplantae, Streptophyta, Magnoliopsida, Poales, Poaceae.
GAGCAGAACACGUCGGCUCGCAGCCACUAAUCCCCAACGCCUUUCUCGCUUCGCCUUCCCUUCCCCAUCCCUCUCCACUCGCCACGGCCGCCAUUCCCGUCUGCCUCCUCCUCCUCCCCUCCGGUAAACCCUAGCCGCCGACCCUCCAAUCCCCCCCACCAGCGCCCCAAUCCGUCGCCCGCUCGAGCUAGGGCUCGUCGAUUUCGGGCCGGCGCUCCGUUCUCGCCGAUUUCACUGGGCAGAUUUUUUUCUUCUUCCGGGGGGAUUUUCUGCUUUAUCCGGUGGAGAUAUGGGGAGCCGGAGGGAGGAGGAGAGGAACGAGAAGAUCAUCCGCGGCCUCAUGAAGCUGCCGCCCAAUCGCAAGUGCAUCAAUUGCAACAGCGUGGGGCCACAAUAUGUAUGUACCAAUUUCUGGACAUUCACAUGCUUGUCAUGCAGCGGGAUACACCGUGAGUUUACUCACCGUGUGAAAUCAGUGUCAAUGGCUAAAUUCACUACCCAAGAAGUGCGGGCUCUUGAACAGGGUGGUAACCAGCGUGCACGUGAUAUCUACCUAAAAGAUUGGGAUUGGCAGCGAAUGAGAUUGCCUGACAACAGCAAACCAGAUAGGAUAAGGGAAUUUAUCAGAGCUGUUUAUGUAGACAAGAAGUAUGCUGGUGGGAAGUCCACCAACAAACCAGCCACCGAUAGUGAGAGUGUAAAGAGCAACGAAAGUGAAAUAAGAAGACCUGACUCCUAUCAUUCAUACUCGCAAAGCCCACCGUAUGAUAUGCAGUAUGAGGAUAGACGAUAUGGUAAGCAAGUUAACACGCUUGCUCGAAGGCCUUCGGAUAGGGCACUCUUUGAUGGGAAACUCGGCAGCAUAUUGUACAGUCCAGGUCGUGUCCGGGAUCAGAUGCAUGAAGAUCGAUUUGCUAACGAGAGUCACGGGUCAAGAUUUUCCGACUUUUCAGCCUCAAGCACCGGCGACUUGAGAAACGAUGCACUUUCUCCUAGCUCUCAGGAUACAGGGUACAGCAGCCCUUCCGUUCACCAUUCAAGAAAUGUAUCAUCUGAAAAUCCCCAGUCCCAAAGACAUCCAAAUGCAGUUCCACAAAUAGGUGUCAAUGGUGGUCGACAUUCACAGCGAACAGCUUCUUCUGGAAGUUUGGGAUCAUUUGACGGUAGCUCAGUAUCUAAUAAAUCAGUUGAUUCGGGUGUCCUACCUGAUGCACCUACAGAGAGGCCAGUGACUGGGGCAUCUUCUGUACCUCAUUUGGCACAACCAAAUGCCUUGCAGCGCAGUACAAACUCACCAGCCAGCCAUAUUGCUCCCACCCAAGGAUCUGUGCAGCAUUUGCCAGUUUCGCCGCAACCACAACCAACGGCUUUCAGCAAUCAAGACCUCUUUGAUAUGUCAACAAUGCCACAACCUGGCACUAGUUCUGCUUCAAUAGAUCUGUUUGCUGGCUUUAAUCAACAUACCGCAUCAAUUUCUAGCGGUCAUUCUGAUGUUGUGAAUGGAAGUGCACAUAAUGCUGUGGUUCAGAAGGUUGUGACGCCUUCAUCAUCUGUACCAGCAGGAGCACUCCACACAUCUGAUCCUGUGCACCAAGAUCUCUUCAGUCUGUCAAUUUUGCAGGAACCAGUAACGUCCUCUUCCCCUCCGUCAGUGGAUCUGUUUGCUGGCUUUGACCAACAACUGGCACCUAUUUCUAAUGUUCAUCAUACUACACCAGCCGCUCCAUUACCUGCUAAUGAAGGGUGGGCAUUCUUUGACACACCUCAAUAUGGAUCGUCGACUUCUGUUUCAAAUGUGCAAGCUCAGGUCCCCGCUGCAUUGCCUCAAAGUGAUGGUAUUACCAAAACAGUUGAUCAAUCAACAUUGCCAACUCCACCACCAAAUGCCAUUAUUAGACAAACAUCUCUGCCUAUUAUGGAUCAGUGGAGUUCAGAUGCUGAAGAGGUGAAGAUCCCUGUCCCCAAGGAAAACUCCCAGACCUGGAACGCCUUUUGUGAAUCUACUGAGAACAUGCCUGAUAAUUUGUUUGCAUUUAAUACUAUGCCUCAAGUACCAACUCAUCAAUUCACCGCACCCAGUGUUCCAUAUGUUGUAUCUGGAACUCCGCAGGUUUUGGCUAGGGGUGAGCCUGAAAGGUCAACUCCUGGGGAUAUGUUCCCUGGCUUCAAUGUGUCACCUGGUGUCCUGGGUGAGCCAUCAUAUCCUGCACCAAUUCAACACGAACUGGGCAUGAUGUCUCAGCCUGCAAAAUCAACAAAUCCAUUUGACAUGGCAUUUGAAUCUGACAUCGAAGCCAACGACAUGUUCAUGGAUUUUACCUCGCUACAAGCAACAUUGCCAGAUCCUCAUGUUCCCGCAGAGUACUCUGGGAACUUAGCAGAGUCAUGGAUUUCUCAGAAUUCGACCGUGCCAUAUAUUCCUUCUGUGCCUCAUGGAGGGUUGUCAUACAUCCCGGGACAAGUACAAGACCCCCACAUGCUGAACGGUCAGACCACAGUCCUCGCCUCGUCUCCUUGCCGGACCCGUAGUCUAAAACCCUACCCAAAAUCUUUCCCCACCCGCCUCCGCCCGCCCACCGACGUCACCAUGCGCCCCUUCCACCCUCCCCGCCCCACCGCCGCCCAACCCCACCACCCGCGCCCCGGCGACCCCGGCCGCCCUCCCCUCCUCCCCCACCCCGCGCACCAGCACGCCGCGUUCCCGCCGCCCGGCCCCGGCGGCGGCGGCGGCGGCUUCGGCGCCGUCAACCCCAUGGUGGCGGCGGCGGCGGCGGCGGCCAACCCUUUCCUCGCCAUGCAGCUCUUCGGCCAGGCGCAGCAGCUCCAGAACCUCGGCUACCUCGCCUCCUUGAUGCAACAACAACAACACCAACAACAUCAGCAACAUCAACAUCAACAGCAGCAACAACCCUUCUUUCCAGGGGGCUUCACGCCGAAUCCCAACCAGUUCGGGCCUUUCCCGGGCAUGCAGGCAGGAUUCAACGGCGGCGGGGGGUUUCUGCCUGGCGGCGCUGGGUUGGCCGGGCCGAGGCCGCCGCUGCCGAUGAUGGGCGGUGGUGCGGGGAAUGGCUGCAACGGCAGCCCUGCCGGAGGUGUCGGGCCUGGUGGUGCUGGGUUGGCCGGGCCCAGGCCACCGCUGCCGAUGAUGAGCACUGCUGCAGGGAAUGGCAGCGGUGGCGGUGGUGGUGUUGGGCCUGGUUCUCCGAGACCUGUGCUGAACGGUGAUGGGAAGGAUCAGAACAGUGGUGGGAGGGGCACUCAGGUAAACCACACUAAUAACAAAUCAGAUGGUAUCUCCCAAGUUGUCUCUGAAAAUGGCGAGAGGAACAAUACAACAGAUCAGAAAACCCGAUUCAACCCUGGAACAGAUGGUAGGGAUGGAAGGCAAUUCGGCCCAUCUGGUGGAAGGGGCAGAGGAGAUGGUAGGGGCGGAAAGCAAUUUAGUCCAUCUGGUGGGAGGGGAAGAGGAAGAGGAGAUGCCAGGGAUGGAAGGGGGAGAGGGAGAAAUUUCAAUCAAGGCCGCGGAAGAGGAAGAAACGACUGGAGAGAUGGAAAAUCCAAUUUUACAAAUAGUGACAGUCCAACAUCAGGAGGACGUCACAUUGACAGUCCAACAGCAUCUGAAGGAGGCCGAAAGCGUCCUCCUAUCAUUUAUGACCAAAACGAAGUUAAACAGUGGCUACAGGCACGCAAGAAGAACUACCCGACAAGUGUUAACGUAAACAAGAAAUUGACUCAGAGUCAGUUGGACGAUCAAAAGAAAGAUGAAGAUGCCCAAAUGCGCCGUCAGGAACUCAAGGAAGUCCUUGCAAAGCAGAAAGAAUUGGGUCUUGAGCUCCCUGAACUACCACCAGGCUACCUAUCUGAUACCGACGGUCAACCCAGGGAACCUCAGGGCAACGAAAAGGAAAGUAAAUGGAGAAAUCAGCAGAGGGAUUCUCGUUUUGGAAACCGCGGCAGGGGCCGUGGCAAUAAGAGACAGAGGAACGAUCGCGGAGGAUUUCAGUCGAAAAGACCCAGGGAGUGGAACCAUAGUCAUGCAAUGGUCAAGAGUAGAGAGCCCACCCUGUUUCAGAAGCUUGUUAGUUCUGAUAUCAAGAGGGACAGGCAUAGGCUCCUGCACACGUUCAAAUUCAUGGCCCAGAACAAUUUCUUCCAGGACUGGCCUGAUAAGCCGCUGGAGUUUCCUAGUGUGAAGGUGAACCAGGUUGAGCUUGAGAUUGAUGAUAUUGCCGCAGAAGACUUGGAUGAUGAUGACUUGCCGGAUGCCGAGGCGGCCAAAGACGUCAGCGUUGAGCUGAAUGAAAAUGGUGAUGAGCAAGUCUUGGGUUCCAGUAGUGACGAGGAAGCUGGGAGCAAGGAGGACGAUGAAGCUGAAGAAGAGGAAGGCGAGGUUUCGGAGGAGGAUGCUGGCGCGGAGGAAUGUGAUGCAUCCGAAGAAGAAUUUUCAGCCUGAAAAAUCCGGCUGGUCCAAGCAUCUAGCAUGGUUUUUCUGUGUGUAUAGUAAAGUCCGUACACAGGAUAUGUGCAGCUUGGUUACACAUUAUCUGAUCCGCUUGAGCUAUGAAUGAUUUUGAUGUAAUCUUGUUGAACGGUUAAACGAUUUUGUUGUUCCAAGGAAAGGAAAAGACACAUCCAUGUGAGGGCAUCA